Molecule: messenger RNA, 3163 nt
Organism: Lepus europaeus (European hare)
Lineage: Eukaryota; Metazoa; Chordata; Mammalia; Lagomorpha; Leporidae
Gene: GAS2L3
Product: growth arrest specific 2 like 3
Exons: 10
Coding region: 261-2330 (689 amino acids)
Biological process (GO): actin crosslink formation
Cellular component (GO): actin filament
Molecular function (GO): cytoskeletal adaptor activity; microtubule binding; actin filament binding
Source: RefSeq, a predicted model, not a curated record
CGGCGGUUGGUCAGGGGCGUGUCAGCCGGCACAGAUUGAGCCGAGAUGUCGCCUCGCGGGCAGCAGUGACCCUCCGGAGCCUGGACUGCCAUAUGAGGGGAGGUGGUGAGAAAACAUUUUACAGAUGAGAACAUGGAGUCUCAGAGAGGUUAACUACCUAGUAUAUGCUGGAGCUGGAAUUCAAACCAAAUGUAUCUAGUACUUUCUACUACCACAAUGCUGUCUUUAUGAAAAGCAACAAAGCAACUACAUCAAUAUAGAUGGCCAUGCAGCCUGCAAUUCAAGUAUGGUUUGGAGAAGAUCUGCCGUUAAGUCCAAGGAAUCCUCUGACUCCCAGACAUGGACCAGGAUUGGCUGAUGUUUGUCAAUAUGAUGAGUGGAUAGCUGUGAGGCAUGAAGCUACUCUGUUGCCUAUGCAAGAAGAUCUGUCAAUCUGGUUGUCUGGUUUGUUAGGUAUAGAAGUUAAGGCGGAGAGCUUAUUGGAAGAACUUGAUAAUGGAGUACUGUUGUGCCAACUGAUUGACAUUCUUCAAAACAUGGUGAAAGCAUGUAGCACUGUAGAACCAGAGAAUUUUCCAUUGAGAAAAGUGCCAUGUAAGAAAGAUGCUGCACCAGGUUCAUUCUUUGCCAGAGACAAUACUGCAAACUUCCUUCACUGGUGUAGGCAUAUUGGGGUUGAUGAAACUUACCUCUUUGAAUCUGAAGGUUUAGUUUUGCACAAAGAUCCAAGACAGGUAUAUCUUUGUCUUCUUGAAAUUGGACGGAUUGUGUCAAGAUAUGGAGUGGAGCCACCGGUAUUAGUAAAACUGGAGAAAGAAAUUGAAUUAGAAGAAACCUUGCUUAAUACUUCUGGGCCUGAAGAUUCCAUCAGUAUUCCCAAAUCAUGCUGUCAGCAUGAAGAGCUGCAUGAAGCUGUUAAACAUAUUGCUGAAGACCCUCCCUGUAGUUGUUCUCAUCGAUUUUCAAUUGAGUACUUAUCUGAAGGGCGUUACCGACUAGGGGAUAAAAUACUGUUUAUAAGAAUGCUUCAUGGAAAACAUGUUAUGGUCCGUGUUGGUGGAGGCUGGGAUACUCUUCAAGGAUUUUUGCUUAAAUAUGAUCCCUGUCGAAUAUUACAAUUUGCUACACUAGAGCAAAAAAUUCUAGCAUUUCAAAAAGGAGUUUCUAAUGAAAGCAUACCUGAUUCACCUGCCAGAAUACCUCAGCCUCCUGAAAUGAAUCCUUUGUCAGCAGUUAACAUGUUUCAGAAACAAACUUCAAAACCUAGCACACCAGUUCCCAGGAGCAAGGAGAAGCAGGUGCAUCCACCAGGUGUUCUGCAGCCAGCUUCUUCACGGAAAGGAAGUAAUCUCGGCUCCACGUCAGACCCGUCUAAAUUUCCAAAGUCCCCAGCAGUGUCUUCCCAUCUUAAGUUCAAGUCUUCUAAAGACAAAACAAAAAAGCCACAUACUCCAUCAAACAAUGUCUCAUCUUCACUGGCUUCUUUAAACCCGGUAAGUAAAAACACUUCUUCACCUGCUUUAUCAAGAACUGCACCUUGUGUUUCUGAGUCAUCAUCCUCCAGGACCCCUAAGGCCAAGGUUAUUCCGGCCCACAGAUCAAAAGACCUGCCUGAGUCUCCUCUGUUGCCAAGUAAAUAUUCUGGAAAAACUGAGUUGAAGUAUUUGAAACAGAAUCAUAUUUCUUCAAAGGAUGAAAAAGUAAUUCACUCAGCUGCACAUUUAAGUUCAUCGUCAAAGUAUCCAAAGGUACCUAAAGCAAACAUACACAUAAGGCCUAAACCUUCUCCUUUGCAGUCCCCUGCAAAAAUGACAAAAUCCAGUUCUAAAACCAAAGCCACAGUUCUAGAAACACUGCCUCAGCCAUCUGCUGGAGCCUCUCAUGCAGGGGUAGUCCCUGCACAGAAACUUAAGUCAGCCUUGAAUCUAAAUCAGCCAGUUUCUGUGUCCUCCAUUUCCCCUGCGAGAAAUGCACAGGAAUCAAAAGAUGCUAAAAUUUCAGUUGCCAAAAAGCAGCAUCAGAAUAAAAGUACAUGCCAAAAGCCAGGACCAAGUUCCUCAAAAUCCCCUGGCCGUACUCCAUUGUCAAUCAUGAGUCUUCCCCAGUCUUCUGCAAAAGCACAGAUGAUACCAAAGUCAGCACACAGUGCCACAAAGGGCCAGUAUUCAGCCAAAGGGCCUCCCAAAAGUGACAAGACUCCAACUUCAAGCAGGAAACCACCUUCAUCUGGUAAGGAAGCAGAUAAUGGAGAUAAGAAACCUACUGCAAAGAAAAAGGAAGAUGAUGACCAUUAUUUUGUUAUGACUGGAAGUAAGAAACCUAGAAAAUAAAUAAAUAUAUAUAUAUAUGUUUGUGUGUCAUUUUAAGAAAAUGGGACAGGAGCAGGUCAAUGUGUUAGCUUUGCACAUAAAAAUUUCUCCUGUAUGUAUUUGUCCAAAUAGGUACAGACAUUAAGUACAAUGGAAUGGAUGACUAAGGUUGAGGAUGGGGUCAGAGGCUGGGAUGAGGAGGAGGCUCCUCAGAAUUCAGAGCUCUGAAUUCACCAGAAGCUACUCUUGUAAGGCAUAUUGUUGUAAAAUCACCACAUGGUUCUUAUUGAAAAAUAGACGUGCAUGUGAUUUCAGUCUAUAGCAUCAUUAUCAGUGGCUGUCUUUAAGGGAAAUGUACAAGUCAAAUAACACUACUAGAAUUACAACUACAGCAGGAGUGGGAAACCUUUCUUCUGUGAAGGGCCAUUUGGAUAUUUAUAAUGUCAUGCUUGGUUCAUACAGAAUUAUCAACUUAAAAAAAUUAGCUUGCUCUGGGUUUAUUGAAUUGCGAGUCAAGGCAGGCCAGACCAAAGGACCUGCAGGCCCAUGGACUGGUUGUUCCCUACCCCUGAACUAUAGGGACUAUUUUUAAAAUAGAGUUUUAAAAGAUGGGGUUACAUACUUGCUAAUACAGCAGUGGUGCUCUUAAUAUUAGAUAUUACAUUUUAGUAAAAAAGGAACGGUUUGGCACUUGUCCUACAGAAGGUAUCUAAUUUAACUUCCUGGUCAGCAUUGCCUAGUCCAACAAUGCCAGGUGACAGUGGUGUGCAUGUUAGCUUGGCAUUGCUCUGGGUGAGGUACAGUUCUUAGUACUUACAUGUUUUUAAGCUUUCAAAUCAGAAGGAAGAGAUUAU